This is a messenger RNA of Pogoniulus pusillus (Red-fronted tinkerbird), 4422 nucleotides long. RefSeq names its product proline rich basic protein 1 (gene PROB1). The record is from RefSeq and is a predicted model, not a curated record. Lineage: Eukaryota; Metazoa; Chordata; Aves; Piciformes; Lybiidae. Gene Ontology annotation, cellular component: nucleoplasm.
AUGCCUCGCGGGAAGAGGGACGCCGUCCUGCUGUCCCACCCUGAGCUGCCCGUCACCGAUGGCGAGGGUCCCCGCAGCGGCGUCGAGGGCCGGAGGUCCACGUCGGAGGAGGAAGGCCACCUCCCCGGCCACCUCCCUGGCCUCCCCCGCGACGACCUCGCCAAGAGCAUGUCGGGCUCCUCCGUCUCCUCCUACCACUCUGCCCUAUGCUCCGAUGGGACCGAGACCUUCAAGGACUGCCUGGAGUUCCUGGACGAGGAGGCGCCGGUGCCGCGGGACGCGGGGCAGAGGGGCAGCCGUGCUGAGGGGACUGCCCCGGGACGCUGGGCAGUGGCGGGGGGCCCCAGCGUCCCCCCGCCGCCCGUCCCCCUCGCCCGCCCGCGGCAGGCUCAGCUGUCCGUCGCGGCUAAGAAUAGCCCAGCGCUGGGACAGGGGGGCAGGAUAGGUCCCCUCGGCGGGGACCGGCAACCUGCCACGGCUGCCACCACCGCCAGCAGAGAGCUGCCUCCGCCUCCGCCGCCCGAGGGGAUGCUCGGAGGGGCACCCAGCGAUUCGGACGAGGCGGACGGCGAAGUGCGGGCACUGACAGCCAGGGCUUUCCGCAGCCUCUCAGGUCUUCCCGGGGCCCAUCUCGACAUGUGCAGCUCCCACACCUCCUCCAGCCUCUCCAACUCGCUGUCGGAGGACGGUGGGCGGCCGCGGCGGUGGCCGGUGGACAGCGGUGAGCCUCGGGGCACGGCACUGCUAGGCUUGCUGGGGAAGGAGCAGUUUGAGUGUGUGGAUGUCGAGUUGGAGAGCGGCGAGGCCAGGAAAGGCUACUGCAAGAAGAGGACUGUCCCUAAGCGCCAGAUCCUGCUGAAGAGGAAGGAGAGGAAGGAGACAAGUUUUGGGCCCAGGGGGGACAUCUCAGUCCCCCAGCCUCUGCCCCCCACCAGGAAGGACCCCCUCAGCAAGGGCAGGGCCAUCGGAGAGGACUUUAAGCUCAACUACAAGCAGUUCAUGAAGACAGCAUCCCUGGACACCAACGCCGACAAGACGAGAGCAGCCUCUUGCCUGGUGAAAAACGUCCUCGCCAAGAAGAUGCAGUACGAGCAGAUGAUCAAGAUGGAGCAGAAGGGGCUGCGGGGCAGCUCGACCUCUUCGGGGCCGUCUUCCACUGGCACCGACCUGCUAGGGGAUGGCCUGGAGGGCAAGUCCAGCUCGCUCUCUCGCUCAGACUGCAGCUUCUCAGCCGAAGACUUACGGGGCAGUGGGAUGCUGACAGCUGCGGCGGACACAGCGACUGUGGGGGACUCCAUCACCACGCAUCCCGCCAAGGGAGUGGUGCUGAGUGAGGCGAUGAGGGAGAACGUCUGCAAGCUGAAGAAGACCUUCAACGAGCUCAACGAGAGGAUGAAGUAUCAGGAGGUGCUGGAGGGCCACCGGCUGCCUGACGCUGAUGAGGAACCGGAGUCGGAGAGGACUCGCUACCGGCGAGCACGCGCCUUGUUUGAAGCCCACUCCGGGGUGGGGAAGGCGCUGGAUGUUGCCCCCAGGUUUGAGAGGGUGCCCAAGCCGUGGCCCAGCCUGAGGGAGAGAGCCAUCUGCCCCAGUCACCCCCAACCCCCGCGCUGCGAGGCCAACAGCCGGGUGCUCCCCUCCAUGCCAUCACGCCAUCUCUUCACCUCCCGGGCGCAGGACGUGAAGCUGCUGCCACAGAGCCAGCAAGAGGAGAAGCCACCGGUGGUGUCCCACCAGCUGCCCAACCCUGGCUCCAAAUGCCGGGGGUCCCCACCAGCCCCUCCCCCUAAGCCAAAAGAGAAGGGGAAGGGCUGCAUCCCGCAGCCCCGAGACGUGCGCAAGCUGGUGAAGAACAGCUACAGCCUCUGCUUCGGCACUGCCAGCUCCUCCCGUAGUACAUCCCGUGGCACAGCCGGUGGCACCAUGGCACCAGCCAGCAGUGGGGAGCCACCCCCAACCAGCCCUCUCGUCAUCCACUGCACCUCGGUCCGACGCCAGGAGCCCGUGGCAGAGCUGGGGGAUGAGGAGGUGCUGGCAGCCACCGGCCAAGAGCCAGCCCCGGCGUGUGCCGAGGGACCCACAAAGCUCCCCAGCAGCCAAGCCUCUCCCACUCAGGGCUCCCCUGUCAACAUCACGAGGGUCCAGGCCACACGGAGAGGGGUGGCCGCUGCGGAGGGACCACCGGCAUCGCCCCCACGCCGGGAGCGGAGCGAGCUCAGGGUGCCGCCAAGGGCAGCGGCAGCCGAGGGGGUGCCCCACGUGGAGACCCACCUCCACGUCCUCGUGGGCCGGAGGUCCCCAGCCAGUGCGUCCUUCGGGGCCUCCGCAGCCCCCAGCCCAGCGGCGGGCAGGGAGGGCUCCCCGGCUCCGAGCAGCGCGGUGCUGCGGACGGAGAAGACUCUUCUCCUCCCACCAUCUCCCUCGAGUCCCACGGAGGCAAAGGAGGGACGUGGCCGUGGCGGCACCGCAGCGCUCCAGGGUGCUGAGGAGCUUGAGUCCACUGUACAGCAGCGUAGCAGCAGCGACAGGAGGGACCCCCAGGGCGGACCCCCGGCCGGUGACAUCGUGCACCCGCAGCCUGAGAAGCCAGCAGCAGGGAGAGCACCGCAGCCGCCCACCAGAGAGCAGAGGCAGAAGCAGCCAGUCAGCCAGCCGGCGUCCGCAGGGAGUGGUGGCUUCGCUGCUGGCACUGUCCCUGCCGCCACACUGCGAGCCGGGGAGGGUGGUGAAGGUGCCUCUGGCCAGCCGCCGGAGCAGAGGGAGGCCUGGGAGCGUUCGCCCAAGUGGCCUGCAGUCACCGAGCCGCAGCUUCCUUCUGCCCCGGCAGACACCUCCAACUACUUGGCAAUUCCUGUGAAAGCUUCCAGAUCCUCUCCCAUGCCGAAGCUGCCCUUGGUCCCCAGCCCUGCCACUGCAUCCUCUGGGACCUCUGCAGUCCCCAACACAGCCAGCACGCCCUUUGGGACCCCCUUGCUCCCCAGUCUAGCCAGCACAUCCUCGGGGACCUCUGUAGUUCCUAACCCAGCUAGCAUCUCCUCUGGGACCCCCUUGAUCCCCCAUCCAGCUAGCAUCUCCUCUGGGACCCCCUUGAUCCCCCAUCCAGCUAGCAUCUCCUCUGGGACCCCCUUGAUCCCCCAUCCAGCCAGCAUCUCCUCUGGGACCCCCUUGAUCCCAAAUGCAGCCACUGUGUCCUUUGGGAGCCCUUUGGUCCCCAGUCCAUCCAACAUGUCCUUUGGUAGCCCUUUUGUCCCCAACCCAGCCAGCAUGUCUUUUGGGACCCCUUUGGUCCCCAACCCAACCAGUGUGUCCUUUGGGAUAUCUGCUGCCCCUAACCAGCCCACCAGCACAUUGUUUGGGACCCCUAUGGUCCCUAACAUGACCAACUCACCCUUUGGCUAUCCAUCAUCCAGCCUGGCCAGCACAUCAUUUGGGACCUCCUUGGUCUCCAAUCCCACCACCAAAUCUUUUGGGGCCCCUUUGAUCCCCUACCCAUCCAGUCCAUCCUUUGGGACCCCUUUGGUCCCCAGUCCAUCCUUCGGGAGCCCUUUGGUGCCCAAUCCAUCCAGUGCAUCCUUUGGGUCCCCUUUGAUCACCAACCCAAUCCCCACUACCCUUAGGCACCCAUCAGUCUCCAGCGUGGCCAGCUCAUCUUUUGGGUCCCCUUUGGUCCCCAACCCAGCCAGUGUUCCACUGGGGACUGGUUUGCAUCCCCUGCCCGGUGGGGAAGCACCUUGGAGCAAGCUCGGCCCUGAGCCCCCCCUGCCCCAGCCCCCUGAGGGCCUGGUGACUGCGGAGCAUCCACUGCUGCUGCCCUCAGCCCAGCCCCAGCCCCGCCUCGAGGACCCUGCCCACUUCCUAAGGAGGACCGACGGAGCCUCACCGAGCAGCAAGACCAUGCCGAGCCCCACCAAAGCUUUCGCCCCCCACCUGCCCCCGCACCGGAGGAUGCUCGUGGAUCCCGACAGCGGGAAGUGCUACUACAUGGAGCCGCCGCGGCAGCCCCAGCUGAAGACGCUCUAUGACCCCGAGACCGGGCAGUACCUGGAGGUGCUCAUCCCACCGGUGGCAUCACACACGGGCCUUUACCAGGCUCCUUUCAACCCCCUGGUCAUGGCCCCGGGUGUCUAUGGUUCACCCCAAGUGCCCUACGGCAGCUUCCCAGGGCUCACGGCACCCCAAGCACCCUCUGCACCCUCUCCGGUGCGCCCUGACCAGCCAGCUGCAGAGAAUCCCAGCUUCUCCGGGACCUUCAGCUCGGCUCCCAAGGGCGAGGGGCCGCCUGCUGCCGGGGGUCCUGACUGCGGCUACCUGGAGAGCCUGUACUACAUCCCCACCGGCAUGCGGGCCAGCCCCGGCCCCAGCCAGCCCCCUGCCCACGCCAGCCCCGCCGAGCCAGAGAAGGCACCGAUGCUCCGGAUGUGA